AUGGAUAUGGUCGAUGGAAAAGUUUACGUUAGGAGCUGUGCCAAGAAUGAGUAUUGUUAUUAUGAUCCAAAAGAAGGUAGAUGGGGAGUUGUAGGACCCGGUGCAAAUGCACCGUCCGCACACCCUCAGAGCCGGCACUGUCUAAUAGAGAACGUUUGGUACUAUUGUGGUGAAGAAUAUUGCUCGUGGUUUGACACAAAGCUUCAAAAAGGGAGAGUGGUUAAAAGUUUGGAGGUAUUGAAUAGGAAUUGUUGUGCUGGUGCUCUUGCAGUAGUUAACUACUAUGGGAAACUCUUAAUCUUGUGGGACAAGCCUGGUCAGGGUGAAAACAAGAACAUUUGGUGCGCGGUGAUUGCGCUUGAAAGAUGCAAUGGUGAUGAAGAUUUUAUGGAAACGUUGAGUGGGCUAGUGCCGUUCCCAGUUCAUACGUUUUCUUGCGCUGUCAACAGGUAUGGGGUUGAACAUGCUUUGGUUCUGGCCAUUGACAAUGCCUUUUUGGCUUAA
This is a messenger RNA of Raphanus sativus (radish), 504 nucleotides long. RefSeq names its product putative F-box/kelch-repeat protein At4g39756. Gene Ontology annotation, molecular function: protein binding. The record is from RefSeq and is a predicted model, not a curated record. The transcript has 2 exons. Bases 1 to 504 code for a protein of 167 amino acids. NCBI's taxonomy places the organism in Eukaryota, Viridiplantae, Streptophyta, Magnoliopsida, Brassicales, Brassicaceae.